AUGUCUGAGAGAAAGGUCUUGACCAAGUACUACCCCCCGGAUUUCGAUCCCUCGGCCAUUACGCGGACGCCGAAGCACCUUCGCCAGAAGGGUCCGAAGGUCAUCACCGUCCGUUUGAUGGCCCCAUUCUCUAUGAAAUGUACACAAUGUGGUGAAUAUAUCUAUCGAGGCCGCAAGUUCAACGCGCGCAAAGAAACAACCGAAGAAAAGUACCUCAACAUCUCCAUCUACCGUUUCUACAUUCGCUGCACUCGCUGUAGUGGUGAGAUUACCUUCAAGACAGACCCUAAGAAUAUGGACUACACCUGUGAAAAGGGUGCAAAGCGUAACUUCGAACCGUGGCGCGAUCCCAAAGCCGAAAACUACAACGAGACCCAGGAUGAGACGCUGGAUCGACUGGAACGGGAGGAAAAUGAAGAGAAGGAACAACAGGAGCGGGAUAAGAUGGCAGAGCUGGAAGAGAAAAUGCUCGACUCCAAGCGGGAGAUGGCAAUUGCGGAUGCGCUCGAUGAGAUCCGCACGCGCAAUGCCAGGAUUGAGCGAAAUGAAGGUCUUGGGGACGAAGCCACUAUCGCCGCACUUCCAGAAGAGGUGGACCAGGAGCGACUGAAGGCUGAGAAGGAAGAUGAAGAGGCCGCGCGAAGGGCGUUUAUGACGUCCUCUGGGGAGAAGGUGAAGAGGAUUGUCGAAGACGAGGCAGUUGAUUCUAGUGCCCCAGAGAAAAAGCAGACUGAUAUGCCGCCCCCCUCAUUUACAAGGACCAAGAAGCCUAAGAAGCCGCUUGUGAAUAAACUGGGCAUCAAAAAGAAGCCUUCCUUGGUGUAGAGGCAGCCCUUAACGAUCAAACGAUGGGUUAUUGAUGCCCGAAGGUUUUGGGCAACUGGCGUUCUGGUCUACUGGGUAUGCAUCAUUAGCGAAUUUAUUGGUAUCAGUUACAAAGCUACGAUACGAAGCAGAUCUUGAAAAUUUGUAAAUAUUAUCUAUAGUACAUUAAACUAAAACAAAAUCUGUUAAUUUGAUAAAACAAAGCACAAAGCAAAACAUCUUUUCCAGCCAUGAAUGG
Aspergillus wentii DTO 134E9 is the source of this 1063-nucleotide messenger RNA. RefSeq names its product Saf4/Yju2 family protein. Gene Ontology annotation, biological process: mRNA splicing, via spliceosome. Gene Ontology annotation, cellular component: U2-type catalytic step 1 spliceosome. The transcript is spliced from 4 exons. Bases 1 to 825 code for a protein of 274 amino acids. NCBI's taxonomy places the organism in Eukaryota, Fungi, Ascomycota, Eurotiomycetes, Eurotiales, Aspergillaceae. The record is from RefSeq and is a predicted model, not a curated record.